Messenger RNA from Vitis riparia (riverbank grape), 600 nucleotides. RefSeq names its product cold and drought-regulated protein CORA-like. Bases 44 to 418 code for a protein of 124 amino acids. The transcript has 2 exons. Lineage: Eukaryota; Viridiplantae; Streptophyta; Magnoliopsida; Vitales; Vitaceae. The record is from RefSeq and is a predicted model, not a curated record.
UCCAACAAUGUCCUUUUGAGUCUCUCCUUAGUCUCCUAAGAAAAUGGCUUUCUCUAAGGCCUUUUUACUCCAGGGCCUUCUCUUUGCUGUUCUUCUCAUCCUCUCUAAGGUUUCAGGAAGAGAGCUAGCUGAGGCUGCUCAAACCCUGACAGAAGGAAGUGUAGAAGAAGCUAAGAACUGGGGGCAUGGAUAUGGACACGGGCGCUGGGGAUUUGGAUAUGGACACGAGCACUGGGGAUUUGGACAUGGACAAGGCCACUGGGGAUUUGGACAUGGACACGGCCACCGGCGACAUGGACACGGGCAUGGCCAUUGGGGACACGGACACGAAGGCAUACCCGGACACAAUGGUGCUGGUGGGAAAGUGGAUUUUAGCAUAUUAGCCUAUUUUCUUUUUAUUAUUUUUCAUUUUUGUUAAUACCUAUAGUUGGUUAGGUGUUUGUUUUUUUAGAUGAGCUUUACAGCUCCAUUUGCGUGAACUUCUGUGAGGUAAAGCUCUUUAGCUCCUCUGUUUUCUAUCCCUGUACAACAAUCAAUCAAGGAAAGAGAAUCAGUCAAUUUCUCUCCAUUUUCCCUUGUAAUAGUGGAGAAGGAAACCGA